UUGAACCGCCUCGCUUCUUUGUGGUUUCGUCAGUCCUCACUCCAUUUCCUUGUUCAUCAGAAGUGCAAUCGAUGAGGAUGGAAAUUAUUUUCUCAUCAGCUUCCCUCUGAACAACACACACACACACACACACACACUGAACCGAGGCUGCUCAGAAAGAGAAUUUUACUGAACUGAAUUAAAUUUGACAGGAUUGUUUUUGGCUGGCGGACGUUUCUCUGAGGACACGGGACGAGUCCUGAUACGCGUAGCUGUGUGAUGGCGAGUGUUAAUUUUGCUAUGGACACGAUCGAGGAUCACCCACGUGGACAUCGGGAUGAUGACGGUCCGCUGAUUAAACAUUACAGAGUCACUGAGCUCAUUCCUGCAAAAAAGCUUCCUCUGCACCGGCUUCUGAAGAGAGAACCAGCUGUGUGGGCCGCGGUUCAGAUCAGCAGUGGGAUUUUGAGCAUCGCACUUGGAAUCAUGUUUGCUGUGUACUUCCAGAUUCAAGACAUAUUACUCACCUUGUUCAGAGUCCCAGUCAUGAGCGGCAUCCUGUUCCUGGUUGCUGGCGUUUUCUCCAUGCUGCUCUACAGACACCCUGCACUCUUACAGACGUGUUUUCACGCCAACAUCUUCUGCCUGACUGUGGCUACAAUCGGAGCAGUGCUGCUGUGUGUGGAUUUAGCAAAACAUAACAUCAGCAAGAUUCAGCAUGAGGUGGAGAUCCUGGUGCUGUGUGUGACGUGCUUGGACAUACUGGUCUCCUUCAUCCUCGUAUAUUUGAUUCACGCAGAGAGACGCCGGGAUGAGAAGAAAUGACUCCGCUCUCGGCUUUUACCCAGAGUGAAACUUAAUCUGCUGCAAGUAAUUGAUCAAAGUCGAGUUAUUUUAAAUGCCGGUUUUGUUUUUCAUCAAAAUAUUUUUCUGAGAACAGGCUGUAGACCAACUUGCAGAAGAAAAACAAAACAUCUCAGGACUUUCGACGCUGAUGCAGCGAUGAUGGACUUCAUAAUAAAACAGCUGAACAGCUUCAAAGUGUUAUUUGCAAGUGAGUCGAAUCUGAGUCGACAUUUUUAGCUGAAUUUUAACCUGAGAGCUGAUUUGAAUACAUUUUUUUUUUCCUCUCUCUUUUACUUGUUACUCCUGCAGAUGUUUGUUGAAGCAUUUGUUCGCGCUUUAGCUUGGUCAGGGUCACUGUGAAAUUAAAUCUUUUUGCGAAUUAAAUAAAACAAAACUUGUAAAAUAUUUUCAUCUGUUCAAAUGGCAUGAGUGUCUCUGAGGCUGGGACAUGUCAACGUUUAUUUAAAAGAAAAAAAAGUAAACGUUUUUGAGUUUAGGACAAAAUGAUUCGUUUGGCAGCUGAAAGAGUCGACGCUUACUGGUGAGCUGAGUCAAAUAAUUAAAUGACUCACUGAAACAAACUGGAAUUCUUAUCAUGAAUAUUACUGCAGAUGUACGAUGUGUAAAUAUGGAGUGAAACACUGCGUGUGUCGUGCUGUUACAGUAAAAUAAUCAGUGACGCAGUGAUGUAAUGAAACAGCGUUCCUGUUACUAUCGUGAAGUUGAUUAUUUUCCUAUAACAGCAUGUGCCUGAGUGUUUUACUCCUUCACGGCAACUUGUCAACGAUGAGAAAGUUUCAUUUAUGAAAAAGAACGACAGCUUUUUAUCCAUUUAUAGUUAUGUUUAAUUCUGUGGAACGCCCAUCGAAACAAGUUCCUGUCCUCACUGACGUUACAGCAGAUAUAAAUAAUCAUCUAUAACCUGAAUACAGAGCCUGGAAUGUGUGAAAUGGUUUUCACAGCCCUUAAAUGUGCAAUCAUGCUGAGGCUUCUGCUUUUUUAGUUCUUGCUGAAAGACUAAAUGGAACUCUGGUGUUUCUCAUGGAAGCCUGAGUGAAGCAGUUCCUAAAGUAGAAGAAUUAGAACAAGUUCUAUUAUUACUUUGAUCAAAGCAGAAGUGAAUCUUAACUUUUUUAAGGUUUUUAGAAAUGUAUGAAUAUCAGCGAAACAGUGUGAUCUGAAAACAACCCAGCGUCAGUUUUACAGUUUACAAUGUUGGGUUAUUAUUAUUAUUAAUAAUAAAAAAACACAUUAAACACUGUAUAAGACUGAAGCGGCUAAUUAAACAGGAGAAUUGCUAGAACGUUCUUUAAAAUGGACAAAAAAUUGAUCAGAACCACAUACGGCCUUCUGUCAUAUUCUGACCUCUUUAUAAAAUAGAAUAUUGAAUAUAUUUACUGGUAAUUGAAUAUUAAUUCUAGAAAAGAAUAUUAAUUAAAAUAUUCAUGAUAAAAUGACAUAUUAUUUUAAUAUAUUCACUUAUGACUUAAUUAAUGUAAGAUAUAUAAAUUGUCUGAUACUUGUUCAUCCAGCCUGUGUAUUUUUUUAGCAUAUUAAUCACUCAUAGACUUUAGUAAAAAAUAAACUUUCUAAACUUC
This is a messenger RNA of Neoarius graeffei (lesser salmon catfish), 2423 nucleotides long. RefSeq lists its product as uncharacterized. The record is from RefSeq and is a predicted model, not a curated record. Gene Ontology annotation, cellular component: membrane. Bases 259 to 804 code for a protein of 181 amino acids. The transcript is spliced from 6 exons. Lineage: Eukaryota; Metazoa; Chordata; Actinopteri; Siluriformes; Ariidae.